Messenger RNA from Drosophila nasuta, 2627 nucleotides. Its product is annotated as putative inorganic phosphate cotransporter. The transcript is spliced from 4 exons. NCBI's taxonomy places the organism in Eukaryota, Metazoa, Arthropoda, Insecta, Diptera, Drosophilidae. Bases 1001 to 2449 code for a protein of 482 amino acids. Gene Ontology annotation, cellular component: membrane. The record is from RefSeq and is a predicted model, not a curated record. Gene Ontology annotation, biological process: transmembrane transport; monoatomic anion transport. Gene Ontology annotation, molecular function: transmembrane transporter activity.
UCAACAUCAAACAAAGAAAUUAAUUAUGGCUUACACACGUUUCACAUAUUUGAUUAUCUUACCUUGAGAUUUUGAUUUAAAUUUAAUUAUAAUGGAAAAUAAAUAGCUUGGUCAAAACCAUAAAUCAGUAUCAAACAAAUCAAUUAAUUUGAAAUUAAAUUAAUUGUGAUGGUUUACACACGUGUAUGAAGUUGAGCUUAGAUAUUUGAUUAUCUUACAUUAAAUUGAAUGAGUUUUCCUUCUUAUCUUAUCCCAAACGUCUGGCUUGUGCCAUUUAAAUCUGUCAUAUCUAAUCAAACAUCUUGAUUUAAAAAAUAUAAUUGGAAAUAAAUCGAUUGAUAAAAAAUCAUAAAUCAGUAUCGAGCAAAUCGUAGAAUAGCCAAAUUAUGUCAUUAAUUUUGUCAGCAUUUAAUUAUGCAUUAUAAUUGCGUCCAAUCUUACAAUCAAGUUUAGCUUUUUAUAGAGUCAAACGGCACAAUUCUUUUGUAAUAAGUAGGUUUAUUAUCUUCAGGUUCUUCCAGUUGUAUUUUUAAUCUUAUCUUAAACCUUCGAGUAUUUGACAGAUGUGUUCUUGAAAGCGAAACCCAAAUAAAGAUACUUGACCUUUUAAAAAUACGAACGAUGAGAAUAUUUAUUUAAUAAUACAACAUGUAACAUUUAAUGCACAACAAAAUUUUAAUUUGUAAUUUUUUUGAUAUGCAUUAUCGAAAAUGUGUAUAUUUUUUUCUUGAAUAUGAAGAGUAACCAAUUGUCGCAUAGAAACUUUUUUCUUUGUUUCUAAUAAGUACUUUGCUUAUCAUUUGGUUUAUAAAAUUUAUGAAAGAAGUAAACCACAACAUCUGAUAAUUAAAUAAGAAUUACUGUUGUAAAAUCAUAAUUAAAAUGUAGCUUUAAUUUUUGGAUAAAAACGACAAAAGCGAGCAGAUGUAUUUCUUGCAUUGACAAGCGAAGUGCUGAAUUUAAGAGUUCUUCUAAAGGAAAAGUGUAAAUUGUGCCUAAAAUGAGUUCAGAAACUGCUGAUAAAGGUCCGAUUAUUGGCAUAAGACAUCUGCAGGCUACGCUGCUCUUCUUGUGCAUUUGCGUCAAUUAUAUUGGUCGAAAUAAUGUCAGCGUUGCUCUUGUGGCCAUGACAAACGCGGCAACCACCAAUCCAGACUUUCCGGAAUAUGACUGGACUGAGGUACAAAAAUCGUAUAUCCUCUCAAGCUUCUACUGGGGUUAUGUUAUCACCCAGUUUCCUGCUGGAUUUUUGGUGCGUCGCAUUGGUGCGAAGAAUGUGUUGAUGAUUUGCACUGUGAUGACUACUGUGCUGAGCGCUCUGACACCUUACUUCAUCAGCUGGGGCGGCUGGGAGGCAUUCUGCGUGCUGCGCGUCAGUGUGGGAUUAUCCCAGGGUCUCAUGUUUCCCGGACUACUGGCGCACAUAGCCAAGUGGUCGCCGCCAAAGGAUCGCAAUAGGAUUGGCGUUAUCACGUAUGCGGGCGCCGCGUGUGGCUUACUCUUGGCCAUGGCAAUAAGUGGACUGAUUGCCGAGGGUCCGAUGGGUUGGCCGGGUAUCUAUUAUAUUACUGCCGGCCUUUGUGGUGUAUGGUGCAUACUUUGGCUUGUGCUGGCCGCUGACAAUGCACCCAGCUCGCGAUGGAUUACGCGAGCGGAGUGCGAGUUAAUCGAGCGUUCGAUGCAGCGCACAGAUGGAUUCCAUGCCCAGAAGAUACCGAUACCGUGGCGUGCCAUUUGGACAUCGGUGCCCUUCUAUGCGCUGCUCACAGUGAGCGCUUCGCAAAGCUGGAGCGGUUCAACGAUGAAUCAACAAACGCCCGCGUAUAUGCGUGGUGUACUCGAUAUGGAUAUCAAGAGCAAUGCGUUGUACUCGGCGCUGCCGUAUUUGGCCAUGUGGGGCAUGUCCUUUGUGUACUUGAUCAUCGCGGAUUUAAUUAUGGCCAAGAAAUGGAUGACGCUGAACAUGAUGCGCAAGUCGCUUAAUACGGUGUCAUCCUGGGGACCGGCUGCCCUGCUGGUUUGGAUUGGUUUCCUGGACAAGGAGCAGACGACAUUGGCAAUUGCACUGAUGACCAUCAAGUCGGGAAUUGGUGCGGGUGACGGGCUUGGCAGUAUCAUCACCGUUAUCGACAUGUCGCCCAAUCACGCUGGCAUGGUUAUGGCUAUUGUGAAUGGCUUAUCAACAAUAUUGUCGCUGCUUACGCCGCUUGUGGUGGGCGUCGUUGUCACCGAUACCAGUUCUCGCGUUCAGUGGCAAAUUAUAUUCGGCUUGACGGCAGCUAUUCUAUUUGUUGGAAAUCUGGUUUACAUUAUUUGGGGAUCAACAGAUCUGCAGCGUUGGGAUGCUGUCGACUUUUUAAAGCCACGCGAUGUGGAAAGAAGUCCAAGUGAAUUGAAGUCAUCAUCAAAACAGGCGAAGGACGUGCCGAGCAAACAACUUGAGUAUUAGCUUAGCGAACUCUCGAUAUACUUGUAAGUAGGAAUUAAUUAGGAAUAACUCAAAAUGCGGUUCGCGGUACGCGGCGUAUACGCAAUGUAGUCGCAUUUUGUACUUAGCGCAAUGUUGGCCAAAAUGUGGUUAGGCUUUUGAUUAAACGAAUUGUAGACAUUUUUGGCUAUGUGGCUGA